AUGGCGCCCACAGCCCCGACGAGAACAUCAGCGAGGCGUGCCUCGAGUCGUACGACCACCGAUACUCGAGCCGCAUCGCCUGGCGCAUCGUCGAUCCAGCCCAAACGCAAAGCCGUGCAUCCUGUCUUGUCCGAACAAGCCGACGCAACGCAGAUCGAUUCCACCAGUACUGAUGCUACAAGCCAUGCACAAACCUUGACGCUCGCCAAAAAGCCACGCAAAAAGUCAGCGUCUGACUCAGAUUCAGCCAGCGCUCCCAAGUCCCAAGACACAACUGCUGAUCCGAGCUUGCCCAAGAACACACAAAUGCCGGCUACCCUCUCGUUUGCUCGUCCAAGAGCGCCGGGUAGCCUUCGGAUCACAGCGUGGAACAUCACCAGUCUCAAAUCCAGCGAGCCCAAGGGCAUGUUGCGCUAUCUGGAAGCAGAGGAUGCCGACAUUGCAGUUCUCUCCGAGACAAAGGUCAACGACGUACCCAUGCAUCCUGCUCUCACCAAAAUAUACAAGCAUCAAUACUGGGCUAUCGGUAAGCAGAAGGGUUAUGCCGGGCUUGCCAUCCUCUCCAAGAUCCAACCCAUCAAGGCCAUCUAUGGCCUACCCAGUCUCAAGGAUCAAGAUACCAAGGGCCGCAUCGUCACACUGGAAUUUGAAAAUAGCUUCUUAGUCGGAACGUACGCUGUCAAUGCAGGCCUAGCAGAGCUAGAUGCUCAAAAACCGAUCAUCUGGUGCGGCGACCUCAACGUUGUUCAGGACGAACGGGACUUGGCCGCUGCCUCCAAGAAGUGGAACAAGAGUCCCGGCUACACAGCGAUCGAGUGCGACGCGCACCGUCAACUCCUACAGGGAACCGCCACUCCGACAUCAAAGCCGCUUGUCGAUGUCUGGAGGCAGCAGCACCCAGAUGCCAUUGGUCACUACACCUUCUAUGGCUGGCGGGGCUUUUGCCGAUCCAAAGGCAUCGGCUGGCGACUCGAUUCUUUCAUUCUUUCCGAACGCAUCGCACCCAAGGCUCUCGAGUGUGAGAUCAGACACGAAUGCUACGGUGCCAGUGACCAUGUUCCGAUCUACUGUGAUAUUCAAGGUCCCCUUUAG
Mycosarcoma maydis (corn smut) is the source of this 1092-nucleotide messenger RNA. RefSeq lists its product as uncharacterized. Gene Ontology annotation, cellular component: nucleus. The coding region runs from base 1 to 1092 and encodes 363 amino acids. The transcript has 3 exons. The record is from RefSeq and is a predicted model, not a curated record. Lineage: Eukaryota; Fungi; Basidiomycota; Ustilaginomycetes; Ustilaginales. Gene Ontology annotation, molecular function: double-stranded DNA 3'-5' DNA exonuclease activity; phosphoric diester hydrolase activity; DNA-(apurinic or apyrimidinic site) endonuclease activity. Gene Ontology annotation, biological process: base-excision repair.